Mya arenaria is the source of this 2310-nucleotide messenger RNA. Its product is annotated as glutaminase kidney isoform, mitochondrial-like. Bases 191 to 1915 code for a protein of 574 amino acids. Gene Ontology annotation, molecular function: glutaminase activity; protein binding. Gene Ontology annotation, biological process: L-glutamine catabolic process. The transcript has 15 exons. Lineage: Eukaryota; Metazoa; Mollusca; Bivalvia; Myida; Myidae. The record is from RefSeq and is a predicted model, not a curated record.
UUGUAAUAAGGACGGAGAAAGAACCAAUAAAGGUCGAACACACAUGCUGACAGAUCUUACAGAGAACCGUUUGGGCUACUUUAUAGUCGGGAACUAAAGAUAGCGCUCUGCAAAGUGUAAAAGUUAUAAAUAAAAGAUAGUAUAGUGUUUUGGGAAAGAUACACAAGGAGUACCCCAUCUUCUCUCAAAGAUGUCUGAUAUAUCGAAUGGACCGCCUGUUAAAUUAUUGAAGCGUCGGAACUCGAACCUACAAGACUGGAAGGAAGCACAUGAGGCGCUGCUGGGAUCUGGGAUAGAGGACUUCGAGGAGAAGCUCUUUAAUUUCCUCUGUGACCAUAAUGGUUUCGUCUCCAUGGACCGAUUCAAGAACUUGCUGGAGGAGACGGGCCUGCGUGAUAGCGACUUCCGGUUGCGGGAGACGAUGACAAAGUUUCGUGAGAUUCUGGAACGCCAGCUGCACGAUGAACACGAGCUUAGAGGAAUGGUGGAUAAGGAGACAUUCAAAAACUGCGUUUCAGAUAACAUCGUUGUCAUCUCCAAAGCCUUGACGUCCCAAUUCAUCAUCCCAGAGUUUCGAACCUUCACCGAGAUCAUUGAUGAAAUCUUCGAGAAAUGCAGAGACAACGAACUUGGAAAGCCUGCCCAGUACAUCCCGCAGUUGGCCCGCGGUAACCCGGCUCACUGGGGAGUCUCCAUCUGCACCAUUGACGGACAGAGGUACGAUUUGGGUGUGACGGACAUCCCAUUCUGCCUACAGUCUGUGGUGAAACCCCUGGUGUACGCCAUGACCUUAAAUGACCUUUCCCCGGAGGAGGUGCACAAGUACGUGGGCCAGGAACCUAGCGGCCGCUCCUUUAACGAGCUCACACUAGACUAUCAGCAUAAGCCCCACAACCCGAUGAUCAACGCGGGAGCCAUAGUAACGUCCUCGCUGCUCCAGAAGGGCAAUGUCAUCGCAGACAGAUUUGACUAUGCGAUCGCAGAACUGAAGAGACUAGCCGGACAGGAACACAUCUCCUUCAACAACUCUGUCUACCUGUCAGAGCGGGCAACGGCGGACCGAAACUUUGCCCUCGGUUACUACAUGCGAGAAAAUAAGUGUUUCCCUCCUGAAGCUGACCUGGUUGAAACUCUGGAGUUUUACUUUCAACUAUGCUCGAUCGAGACGACGGCGCAGUCGGGAGCCGUGAUCGCGGCCACGCUGGCGAACGGCGGCAUCUGCCCGACGACCGGCGACAAGGUGCUCACUUCCGACGCCGUGCGGAACACACUGUCUCUCAUGCACUCCUGUGGAAUGUACGACUACUCUGGACAGUUCGCUUUCAAUGUUGGGUUGCCGGCGAAGUCAGGUGUGGCGGGCGGGGUGAUGCUGGUCAUCCCAAACCUGAUGGGCAUCUUCACGUGGUCACCGCCCCUUGACCAAUGGGGAAACAGCUCCCGAGGCGUACAGUUCUGUGAGGAACUUGUGGCCAACUUCAAUUUUCACAACUACGACAACCUGAAGCACACGAGCCGGAAGUACGACCCACGUGGGCAUGCGCACGAGAGCAAGGCCCAGGACGUGGUUAACCUGCUCUUUAGUGCCUUCAACGGUGAUGUCACCGCCAUGAGAAGGUACGCGUUACUAGGGAUGAACAUGUCGUUGGCGGACUAUGACGGGCGGACAGCGCUCCAUCUGGCGGCAGCGGAAGGUCACGAGACCAUUGUCCGCUUCCUGUUGGAGAAGUGUAACGUCUGCUCCCACCUUAGGGACAGGUGGGACUUCACCCCGUACGACGAUGCCAAGCGUUUCAAGCACGAUGCAGUGGCGACCAUUUUACUGGACCACAUGAAAAAGAACCCACUCGCGGAUGGGAAAUCUUUCCAGAUAGAAGAUGUUGAAGAAAAGAUGAAGAACCUCAGACAUUACGACUGAAAACCAUUUCACCUCUUCGUUUUUAUAGUUUUUAUAUCAAAAUUUCAUAUAUUUUGUGUCGUCGUCAGUGUCGACGUUGUAUUGGUGCAAACACAUACACAUUACAUUUUUUAACAUGAAACUUUGUACUAAUGUUUACGUUGACCAUAUAAACAGGUGCAUGAAGUCCCGUAACUCUGACUCAAAUAUUUGUAGAGUUAUUCCCCCUGAUCAACUGAAAGCAGAGCGGACGAGUGACGUUAGGUCCUAAGCGUGUAUCUCUAUACAGGGUUAAUAUAUUAUAUUUUAUUGAUAUUUUUUUUGCAUAGAGAAAAGUGUGCAUUUUAAAACUACAUGUUUCGAAAUUAUACAGGGCCCAAUUUCUCGAAACUUCUGAAGUCCCUUAUAACAGAAUU